Messenger RNA from Capsicum annuum, 2640 nucleotides. RefSeq lists its product as uncharacterized. Gene Ontology annotation, molecular function: nucleic acid binding. NCBI's taxonomy places the organism in Eukaryota, Viridiplantae, Streptophyta, Magnoliopsida, Solanales, Solanaceae. The transcript is spliced from 6 exons. Bases 1 to 2640 code for a protein of 879 amino acids. The record is from RefSeq and is a predicted model, not a curated record.
AUGGAAGAUCCUAUAGUGAUAACUACUCAAGCUCCACCUGUUGCUCCAGUUUCCUCUGCUUUGGAUCAGAGCUGCCCCUUCUUCUUGCAUCCUUCUGAUUCUCCAGGGUUGCUACUCAUUCAAACUCCUUUUGAUGGGACUGGUUAUGGAGCUUGGAGGAGAUCCAUGCUUAUUGCUUUUUCUGCAAAGAAUAAGCUAUGCUGCAUUGAUGGAUCUUCUCAGGUUCCUUCAUCUCUUUCUCCUGAUUUCAACCUUUGGAAUAGGUGUAAUGAUAUGUGGAAGGAUCUUGAGGAUAGAUUUGGACAAACUAAUGGAGCUCAACUCUAUCACCUGCAAAAACAAAUCAUUGAUUUAACUCAAGGGACCUCAGAUAUUGCAGGUUAUUUCACUAGGUUCAAAAUACUUUGGGAUGAGAAUGACACCUUGUAUAACAAGGUUACUUGCUCCUGCACGUGUACCUGUGAAGGAAAGGAGAAGAUGUUGAAAUCUCAACAGGAUGAGAGGUUGAUUCAAUUUCUUAUGGGGUUGAAUGAUGCUUAUGCACCUAUGAAAAGCAACAUUCUUAUCAUGAACCCUCUUCCCAGUGUUAAUCUUGCUUAUUCUUUGAUUCUUCAAGAUGAAAAACAGAGGGAAGCUUACAAGAAUCCAUCUUUUCCAGGAGAACCCUUUUCUUACUUGGUUACUCAACAAGUCAGUCAUCAGCCUAGCACAAGGUUCUCCUGUCCUAAAUCCACCCAAUCUAUUGACUCAAAGGCAAGAAAGAAUUUGGUGUAUUCCCAUUGCAAGAAGCCAGGACACACCAUAGAAAAAUGCUACAGAAUCAUAGGAUUCCCAGCAGAUUUCAAGUUCACAAAAGGUUCCAGGACACAUAGGACAUUAAGAGGGAAUGCUGUGAUGACCCCUGAAUUUGUCCCCAUUUCAGAUAACCCUUCUCAGGUUUCUUCCAUCUCUCAAGAUCAAUUCACCCAACUUGUCAAGCUUCUUCAAAAUGUACAGAUCAAUGACACGGGGAUCUCAAAUUCAACUAUCCAUGCUAAUGUCCUCCAGUGUGAUGGCCUUUCAAUGAAGAUCUCUCUGGUUGGUAAAGCAAGAACAAGAGUCUAUAUCUUUCAUACAACAAGUUCUCAAUCACGCUUUUUCUUCAAGUCUCAAUUAGAUCCUAGUUCUAGUAUUUCCAACUUUGUUUCUAGCAGUACUUUUGGACCUGUAAAAUCCCAUUCUCUGGUGGCAUUAUGGCACAAUAGAUUGGGACAUCUACCUUUUCAUGCAAUGAAAAAAUUGAGUUUUAUUUCUUCUUUAAUCAAUGAAAAUUGUUCUUGUGAUGUAUGUCCUUUGGCUAGGCAAUCUAAGCUACUUUUUUUCCAUAGUUCUAUUAAAAGUUUAGCUGAGUUCGAUUUGCUACACCUGGACAGUUGGGGACCUUACAAAUCACCCACUCAUGAUGGUUAUAGAUACUUCCUCACCAUAGUGGAUGAUUUUAGUAAAAUGACUUGGACAUAUCUUUUAACCGCUAAAAGUAAUGCUUUCCCAGUUUUCAAAUCUUUCAUAGCUCUGAUUGAAAGACAAUACAAUGCUAAGGUGAAAAUUGUAAGGUCUGACAAUGCUUUAGAGCUUGGGGGUGGUUCUCUUCUUGCUGAAUUUUUUACCACUGCUGGCUAUCCACCAGAUAAGAAAGGGUACAAAUUACUAGAUUUGAAAACCAGGGUUGUGUUUGUUUCCAGGAAUGUGAGAUUCCAGGAAAACAUAUUUCCAUUCUUGUCACAUUCCACACCAUCUAUUUUCCCAACCACUCUUUCAUCUGCAACUGAUGACUUACCAUCUACUACUCUGUCACCAUACUCCACACAACCUGAGAUAGCUUCACCUAGUCCUGAUCAACAACCUCCUGAUCCUAGUCCUCCCACCUCUUCUCAAAAUGAUCUACCUUCUAGUUCCGACUCUUUUACUCUUGUUCCUGCUGAGCCAACCAAAAGAUCAGAAAAGCAACACAAGAAAGCUAUGGAAGCUGAGUUUGAGGCCCUUGAGUCCAACCACACUUGGGACGUCAUUGAAUUACGGAUUGAUAAGAAGGUCUUGCCAUAUGGCAUACUGGUCACAGGGAACGAUGUUGCAGAGUUGCACAGUCUCAAGAUAUUCCUUAACACAGAAUUCAAAAUUAAAGAUUUGGGUACCUUGCAUUACUUCCUGGGUAUGGAAAUCCUUCAUGAAUCUCAAGGUUUGAUCAUUUCCCAAUGUAGGUUCACCCUUGACCUCCUCUCAGAAUUCAAAUGUGACUAUUUGCUUCCGGUUUCAUCUCUUUUGGACCCUUCUUUCAAAUUAACUGCUGAUUCAGGGGAUCUUUUACUCAACCCCACCAUCUAUCGGAGGAUAAUUGGUCGUCUCAUUGGUUGUCUCAACUAUCUCACCCACACACGGCCAGAUAUUUCCUUUGCCGUUCAACAUCUCUCUCAAUUCAUGCACUCUCCUCGCACACCUCACUACAAUGCUGCUCUGCGUGUUCUUUGUUAUUUAGCCUUGACCCUAGUCAAGGUUUGCUCAUGUUGUCCUCUCUCUCUUUUUCUCUACUCGCUUUUUGUGAUGCCGAUUGGGCAUCGUGUGUUGACUCCCGACGUUCAAUCAGCGAAUUCUUCAUCAGUUUAG